Messenger RNA from Petromyzon marinus (sea lamprey), 3748 nucleotides. Its product is annotated as fibulin-5-like. Lineage: Eukaryota; Metazoa; Chordata; Hyperoartia; Petromyzontiformes; Petromyzontidae. Gene Ontology annotation, molecular function: calcium ion binding. The record is from RefSeq and is a predicted model, not a curated record.
UCCCCUCUCCCUCCCCUCUUCCUUUCUCCCUCCCCUCCCGGACUCUAAUUCGCGACUCCCCUCGCUCGCUCGGCACAACGCGGAGUGAGCGACAGGAGGAGAGCGCGGGCAGUGGAGAGAGUGACAGAGACUAGAAGCAGGGGAGAGACAGGGGAGAGACAGGGGAAAGGCAGGGAGGGGAGACGCAGAGAUCGAAUUAAACUCGAGAGCGGCACCAGCAGGAGAUCGUAAUCUCACCGCGUCAUCUCACCUCGUCAUAUCCCAGGCUGUCGUCUCCCUCUGGAAGUCAUGCUCUAUUCGCUGCUCGCCUCGUGGUGUCCGCCGCUGCUGCUGCUGCUCCUGGCGUCUGGGGUCCGGGUUCGAGCUCAGGACCCACUGGGUUCACCAUGCCCCGAGGGAUACACCUGGGACAGCGAGCUUGACCAGUGCAGAGACAUAGACGAGUGCCUGACGAUCACCGACGCGUGCAAGGGCGGCCUGCGCUGCGUCAACAACUUCGGGGGCUACCUCUGCCUGCCACACUCCGCCACGCUCAUCUUCACGGUGGGCACCGAGGAAGGCGGCGCCGCCCAGGACGGGCACAGGGGGACACAGCCCCCCGCGGCACCCCCGCGAACCCAGGGGACCUCCACCGGGCCUCCUUCGGUUCUUCGUCCCCCCGCGGCGCUGCCCGCGCUGGAGCGGUUGGCAUUCAGCGCUGGGGAGCUGGUCGAGCCGCCCCCCGGUCCCCCGGCCCCCCGACCCCAGGGCCCUUACUCGGACCCCCCGGUGAGGGCGCCCCACGUGGUCUGCUCGCCGGGGUACGAGGGGGACUCUGCCGGGCGCUGUGUGGACGUGGACGAGUGUGCCCGUGGCUCGCACCGCUGCCGCCCCGGACAGCGGUGCGUGAACGAGGCCGGCAGCCACAGCUGCCGCUGCCCGGAUGGCUUCACCCUGCUGGGCGCGCAGUGCGUGGACGUGGAUGAGUGUCGCUUGGGCCUCUGCUCCCACCAGUGCCUCAACUCGCCCGGCUCGUUCCGCUGCGCAUGCAGCAUCGGGUUCAGCCUUGCGGCCGACAACCGCACCUGCGCAGAUCUGGACGAGUGCGAGGUGGAGCGCCCCUGCUCGCAAAACUGCCUUAACCUCUACGGCUCCUUCCUGUGCCGCUGUGACAGCGGCUUCGAGCUGGACGGGGACCAGAGGUCAUGCCGAGACGUGGACGAGUGCGCGUUCUCGCAGUACCUGUGCCAGUUCCGCUGUGAGAACCACGCGGGCAGCUACGCCUGCUCGUGCCCGCAUGGCUACCGCCUGCAGAGCGACAUGCGCAGCUGCCGCGACGUGGAUGAGUGCGAGGAGGGCAGCCACGGGUGCCCCGAGGGCGCGAGCUGCUUCAACGUGCAGGGCAGCCACCGCUGCCUCCCGCGUCUCACCUGCAGUGCGCCCUACACGCUCAUCGGGGACAACCGCUGCGUGUGCCCCGGCGAGAUCCCGGCGUGCCGCGAGGAGCCGUACAUCGUGCUGCACAAGGCGAUGCAGAUGCAGGCCGGCCGCACCGCUCCCUCCGACGUCUUCCAGAUGCAGGCGACGGCGCAGUACCCGGGCGCCUUCUACACCUUCCGCAUCGCCGCCGGCGACGACGCGGGCCACUUCCUCAUGCGGCAAAUCGGCUCUGCGAGCGCGAUGCUGGUGCUGACUCGCCCGGUGACGGGGCCCCGCGACCUCGUGCUGGACCUCGAGAUGUUGACCAUCAACCCGGCGGCCGGCACGCGCGGCAGCUCCAUCAUUCGCCUGAGCAUCUUCGUCACCGAGCACCCCUUCUGAUCCCCCCCUCCCUCCCUCUUUCCCUCCCUCUCCCUUAACUCUCUCACUCUCGCUCGACAGUCACCGAGCACCACUUCUGAUCCCCAUCUCUGUGUCUCUCCCUAUCUCCCUUAUCUCUAACUCUCAUGACACAGCUCUCUCGCGAACGUAUUGCUCAGUUGCCGACCUCUCUUUAACUCUUCCUUAGCUCUCUCAUUUUAAAGUCAGCGAGCACCCAAGGGAGACUUUUUUCACUCUCCCUUGGCUCUCUCUCACGUUACAUCUCCAUUAUGAUCUAAAAGCUCAAUGUCACUCUCCCUCUCCCCACCCCUCUCCAAUCCCUCCUUAUGUCUUCAAUGUCGUCAUCAGCCAUGAUCAAUCCACUGCUGGGUGAAGCCCUUCCCAAGUCGUUGCGUCAGCCCUCACUACCUGCCUUCUCUCCUCAAUCUCUCUCUCUCGCGUCCCCUCUCUCUGCUGCUCCCCCAUGCUCUUCCUCGGCGGUGGUUGUGGACACGGUGUUGUCUGAGUGAGACGCUUCGUCCCCAGCGCAACGCGAUGACUCGUCACGCGCGCGCGUGUGUUUAUAUCGACCCGAGUUCGAUUCCCGCUCACGGCCACCUACACCAGUGACGAUUAUCUGAACCGGUUCUGGGCCUCACCUACGUCGACUCAGUCUAAAAUAAGUACCCGGUGCGGUGUGUAAGCAUAUCGCCCACGAGGGAGACAAAGGCGGCCGGGCGCAGUGCUGGCCACCCACCCCCUCGUGUCGCUGUGCUAUAUGGGGGGGGGGGGGUCUUUGUCCUUAGAUCGAAUAUUGAGUGGACGAUUCAAUUGUAGACAGAACCAUGAAACCAGAAAUCCCCCUCGCGUCGUUCCCCCCAUUCCAGAAUAACCAUAAAAAGUGCAGUUUGAGGCCCCAGUCAACAUUCGCUCUGUGGGAGGUCGCUCAUUCCACUCAUGCUGCCCAACGUGGCCUGGAGCCCCCCCAGCAGUCCGUGCAGUGGACUCCCUUGCCCAGGUUCAAAGUCCCCGGCUCAAGGCUUUCCUUUGCUCAUGCGCCCAUGGCUGACCGCCUCUUCUUCCUCCGCGAAAUAAGCAGACGCCCGCUGAUCCGUUGCCAGCGGCUCGAGCCACGCGGCCCGCCACGCGGCCCGCCUCGCGACGCUGCGUAAACCCCUCGCGGUGCUGAGCGUGAGCCGUCUGAGGAUAAAGCGGACAGCACCUUGCGUCGCCUCGCCUCCUCUCGCCAGACCCGUCGUUCGUCUUCUCGCUCUCUUUCGCUGUCGUUACAAAGCCCCCGCCUCUAACUUAAACGUUAACCGUUUUGUGUCUGUUCGUUUCUCUGUACAUUGCGUGAUUUUCAUUUCUUAGGAACUCGCUAAAACACACACAAAGUGAAAUGUUAAGCGUUGCCCGCGUUUCAAUUAGCCCCGUCGCGGUAGCGUGUGAACGGUUGUAAUUAUUAUUGGCGCAUUGUUGUCGUUGUUGAUGAUGGUAGCUCCACAAUUGUAGACACAGACGCCGGCCAUCCUGGUUCCACGAGCAGUGACUACCAACGUGGUCGCCUUGGCUUGGGGUUUCCACCUCCGAGCUACAAAAAAUUGGGGACGAAUCAUGGGAAGAAGAUGAAACAUAUCCCAUUACUGCAUCACGGAAUCGUGGAGAACUACAUGGGAAUGCGUGGCCUUGAGUGGUGGAGUAGUAUUAUUGUUAUACAACCGACAAAAGCCCGGAUUUUAAAUGUCAACACUAUAUGAACUCACUCUGUUAUCUCUACUGAAGCCCUCUCGUCGCAGCGAGCAGAUCUCGAUAUCGGCAUGGGUCUCAACACAUCGCUGCCAUCGUGACCACGAACACAACAAUAGGUCUACGGCGCCUGAAUGGGGUUCAAGUAUUUUUUUUAUCUGUACUUCUCACGUGUUGUUCAUAACCAGUGCACGUUUAUAAUAAACCUAAUUAAAACCCUAAA